Molecule: messenger RNA, 5181 nt
Organism: Myxocyprinus asiaticus (Chinese sucker)
Lineage: Eukaryota; Metazoa; Chordata; Actinopteri; Cypriniformes; Catostomidae
Product: choline/ethanolaminephosphotransferase 1-like
Exons: 9
Coding region: 541-1824 (427 amino acids)
Biological process (GO): phosphatidylethanolamine biosynthetic process
Cellular component (GO): Golgi apparatus; endoplasmic reticulum membrane
Molecular function (GO): ethanolaminephosphotransferase activity; diacylglycerol cholinephosphotransferase activity
Source: RefSeq, a predicted model, not a curated record
GUCGUCGCAUUAUUGAAGCGUGUUUCACGUCUCUGCAUUUCAUUCUCGCUGUUCGCGGUGAUGUCGAUUAACAAGUAAUCCUUCAAAAUACCGCUUCUUCUUCGUUAACGUGAACGUUUGUUCGGUUACCUUUGUCGCGACAUUUUCUCCUCUGAAUUAUUUAUAAUUUAUUUAACAUUUCAGCUUUCGCCAUCACACGGGCACCUCCAAUGCUGCGUGGAGCAAAGACAUCUGCACCGCGUAAACAAAGGUACUGUUGGUCAGACACGAACUAUAUCAAGCACAUUGGCUCUAAAAAUAGUGUUAAUGACGGUUUUACACGCUGUGUUAUUGUGAUUAAUAAUCUAUAUCACAUUUAUGAUGUCGCCUGACACGUUUGACAGAUUGUUGUCAAGCUGACGUCAUCAUUCAGUAGGAGGAUUUUUACAUGGGCUGUUGCGGAUCUCGUAAAAUACAGUCUACAGUCUGCUGUAGAUAUAAUCCAAUAAAUUUAUAGUGGAUUCAGACACUUGCCACACCCACACAAAUUCCCAUAGAGCCAUGAGCUCACACAAGAGACCUGUUCGGCCUAGGACGGAUUCUGAUGCCAGUUCCUCCUCCUCGACCCGCGACUCGACCGGACCAUGUCAGGAGGAUGGCGCCAGUCUCCUGACCAAACUGAUGGAGUUGCCUGUGACCCACAUGUCCCGACAGCAGCUGAAAAGGUUGGAGGAGCAUCGGUACAGAAGUGCUGGAUGCUCCCUCCUGGAGCCCUUCAUGCAAGCAUACUGGUGCUGGCUGGUCAGUAAAGUGCCUCUAUGGAUGGCCCCAAACCUCAUCACCAUAGUGGGACUCGCUACCAAUAUUAUCACGACUCUGAUACUGGUGUAUUACUGCCCAACUGCCACCGAACAGGCACCAACGUGGGCAUACUUAGCCUGUGCUCUGGGUCUGUUCAUCUACCAAUCAUUGGAUGCCAUAGAUGGGAAGCAGGCAAGACGGACCAAUAGCAGCACACCUCUGGGCGAGCUCUUUGACCACGGUUGUGACUCUCUCUCUACAGUGUUUGUGGUCCUUGGCACAUGUAUAGCAGUUCAGCUGGGUACCCACCCUGACUGGAUGUUCUUCUGUUGUUUUGUGGGCAUCUUCAUGUUUUAUUGUGCCCACUGGCAAACAUAUGUUUCUGGAACGCUGCGCUUUGGCAUAAUUGAUGUGACUGAGGUGCAGAUCUACAUUAUAAGCUUGUACUUACUGGCUGCAUUUGGGGGAACAGCUUUUUGGCAAUCUGUGAUCCCUGUGAUAAAUAUCCAGAUAAAAAUAAUACCCGCCCUUUGCACUCUUAUGGGUGCCAUAUUUUCCUGCACAAACUACUUCAGGGUUAUAUUCACAGGUGGAAUGGGUAAAAACGGAUCCACCAUUGCAGGAACAAGUGUGUUAUCUCCGUCCUUCCAUAUAGGAGUGCUUAUUACACUUGCUCUAAUGAUCUAUAAGAAGUCCUCGGUGCAGCUCUUCGAGAAACAUCCCUGUCUGUACAUCUUAGCAUUUGGGUUCGUCUCAGCCAAACUCACCAACAGACUGGUGGUUGCUCAUAUGACAAAAAGUGAAAUGCAUCGUAAUGAUUUGGCCUUCCUUGGACCAGCGCUGCUGUUCCUGAAUCAGUACUUCAACAGUUUCAUUAAUGAAUACUGUCUUCUCUGGGUCGCUCUGGUGCUGUCAGGAUUUGACCUGGUGCGGUACUGUGUGAGUGUAUGUAACCAGAUUGCCACACACUUAAACAUCUGUGUCUUCAGUAUCCAGCCUCCAUCUCCUUCCACACUUCAGCCAGACAGCAGAAAUCACCACUAACAGCUCGUCACCUGUUCCUUCAACCCCUCCUCCAGUAGGUCACGUACUUGAGUGAAUGUGAAACGCAACUAACAGAGACACAGCCCAGAUGGCUGCAGUAAUGAACUUUGCUAUUAUGUGGGUUUUCAUAGUGAAGAGAGAAUUAUUUGAAGGACGAAAGGGAAUUAUUAAAAAGAACAUACCCACGUGUGUUACUCCAUUCGGUUCUCAGUGUUACGUUUGGAAAGUUUGUUUGCAAAAGAAUAUCUGCCACAGAAAAGAAUGUGCAAAGAUAUGCUAUAUUUCACAGUUGUAAUGUAUUUUUUUUAUUUAGAUUGACCAGUUUUGGCAUUUGACAUAUGCACACAUCCAUCUGAAAGUGUUAAGACAUCAUUACGGAACGCUAUAGGUGUUAAGAAUUUUGCAGCUUAAAUGAUAAUCUGUGAGACUCUUAAAGGGAUACUUCACCUUAAAAAUAAAAAUUCUGUCAUAAUUUACUCACCCUCGUGUUGUUCCAAACCCAAAUUGCUUUAUUUUGUCCAUGGAACAUGCAGGGAGAGGUUAAGCAGAAUGUUAACCUCAGUCACCAUUAACUUUCACUGUAUGGAAAGAAGAGCCAUGCCGACAUUCUUCAGUAUUUAUCUUGUAUUCAACGGAAGUAAGUUAGUUAUACAGGUAUGGAACGAUAUGAGAGUGGGAGAUGAUUCUCACAAAACCUGUCAAGAAAAUGUCCUGGUCCUAUUUUACUUUAAAAUCAAAACCAACAAGAAAUUAUAUUUUUCAUGAACAAAAAACAUUAAGGACCAUUAACAUUUUUACAUUAUUGUUGACUGUAUGUGCAUUUUAAGCAGUUCUUAUUACCGAAACACGAAAAGGAUGGUCAGUAUGAUAUUGUCAUUACCGCAAUGUGAAAAAAUUAUAUACAGUAUUAUUUAAGUUGUAAAGUCAUAAUACAUACAUCAUAGUAGUACGCCCUUAGUAUUGCCUUUUAUUUUUGCUGAUUUUAAUUUUUAAAAUCAUUGUACAACAGCAUCUUUUUUACAGUAAUGAGAAUCGUCAUUGAAAACAAUUGGAAUAGUAGAAUUAAACGUCUGGACGUAUUACGGUAAUGAGAACUGGGGAGUAAAAUAAUGUCACAAUGCAAAAAAAUGUAUGGUCUUAAAUGCAGGCUUAAUUUUCUUUAUGCAAAAUAUAAUUUUUUGUUUAGGGGUUAAAUAUGACCAGAACAUUUUCUUGACAGAUUUUGUGAAGAUGUCCCUUAUUUUUUAGUGGUGGGGGGGGGGGUCGAACUGAACUAUCCCUUUAACUUGGCCAGUACAAGUGACUGUUGCCCAUACAAAACAGUGGUGUUGUCUUUUGACAAAAUGCAGCCAGUGAGGUAAGAGCUAAAAUCACAGGAUUUUUUUUUUUUUUUUUUUUUUUUUUUGACAAGAAAAACAGCCAGAGGAGUUUCCAUUACAGAAGUGCAAGAAAACAAUUUUACAUUUUCAAAUUUUGAUUAUAUAAAACCUAUUCAUAAGGCUCUCAUCUAUUCAGUCAGUAAAAAUCUACACAGUAUAAAUGUAUAAUUUUUCUUUCUAUGCAUAUGCUUUUCUUCAUCUACUGGUGUUUUGGAGAUUAUUAUUAUUUUAGGAAUGCCCAUGAAUCUAAAUGAAAAAAACUAUAUUAGUAACAGGAUUUUGAUUGUGCCAUAAUUUUCCAUAUGAUCACUGGGGCCAAGAUAGGAGAUAAAAGUCUAGAAUGGUUAUAUGCGAGUUAGAUUACACCGUACAUAAUAUGAACCCUUUAUUAUGGAUAACAUGAACGUAAAAAAUCUAUUUGUGGUCUAAAUACCUUACAUAACUGUGCGACUUUUGUGCCUUUUAUUUUUCAGUGUCGGUUUAAUCCUCUAUGCACAGUAAAAGUUGGGCUCAGCAAUUUUGUUCAUUUUUCACUCCAGUCUAAGUUGUCUCACGUAAUUUGUAUUUUGUUUCUAAGUGAAUUCUGUUCAUAGUACCAUUCAUAUUCCUGCAUGUUAUGUUAAUGUCAUUGAGUUCAAAAAGCGUAAUCAGUCAUAUCAGUCAGCCACAACAUUAAAACCACCUACCUAAUAUUGUGUAGGUCCCCCUCGUGCUGCUAAAAUAGCACCAACUCGCAUCUCAGAAUAGCAUUCUGAGAUGCUAUCCUUCUCACCAUAAUUGUACAGAGCGGUUAUCUGAGUUACCAUAGACUUUCAGUUCGAAACAGUCUGGCCAUUCUCCGUUGACCUCUCUCAUCAACAAGGCGUUUUCAUCUGCAGAACUGCCGCUCACUGGAUGUUUUUGGCACCAUUCUGAGUAAAUUCUAGAGACUGUUGUGCGUGAAAAUCCCAGGAGAUCAGAAAUACUCAAACCAGCCCAUCUGGCACCAACAACCAUCCAUGCAGUUAUCUAAUCAGCCAGUCGUGUGGCAGCAGUGCAUAAAAUCAGCAGAUACGGGUCAGGAGCUUCAGUUAAUAUUCACAUCAACCAUCAGAAUGGGGAAAGAUUUUUAUCUCAAUGAUUUGAACCAUGGCAUGAUUGUUGGUGCCAGGUGGGCUAGUAUGAGUAUUUCUGUAACUGCUGAUCUACUGGGAUUUUCACGCACAACAGUCUCUAGAAUUUACUCAGAAUGGUGCCAAAAACUAGAAACAUCCAGUGAGCGGCAGUUCUGUGGACGGAAAUGCCUUGUUGUUGAGAGAGAUCAACAGAGAAUGGCCAGACUGGUUCGAACCAACGAAGUCUGUGGUAACUCAGAUAACCGCUCUGUACAGAAGAAUAUCAUCUUAGAAUGCUAUUCUGAAAUGCAGGUUGGCACUGUUUUGGCGGCACGAGGGGGACCUAAACAAUGUUAGGCAGGUGGUUUUAAUGUUGUGGCUGAUCGGUGUAUGAUUACAUUGAUCUGUUACAUUAGUUUUCUUCAUUCAUGCUCUUUUUUUGUAUAGCAAACUAAAGGACAUUAAUUCUACAGGUCCACAUUGUGAGCUUCCAUGGAUAAAAUAUAAAAAGAAUGGCCAGAGUCAUGUAUAUUUCUCAAAAUUUUCAUUGUUUUGCAUCUACCUCUGAGCACUUAUAUAAUGAGACUUUUAUUGGAAAUGUUUUUAAUCCUGUUGUGAAUUUGCUAAUGUUAUUUAAGUGGGUUUUUCAUGUAUUUAUGUUACUCCUCUCUUUUAAAACGCCAUCCGUUCACAGGGGCCGAUCUAAGGUCAACCAAUGCUGCAAUACACAUCUAAAUAAAGAAACUGAUGUCUGCCACUGCAACUAAUUUACAUGUAUCAUUUGUAUCUUUGCCAGAAUUUUGUUGUUCUGUUGAUUUACAGCAAAUACCUUUGUAAUAGACUAAUGGACAUAAAAUAAAGAUUAUUAUAUUUAUGUUAACAGA